Arvicola amphibius (Eurasian water vole) is the source of this 156-nucleotide messenger RNA. Its product is annotated as 60S ribosomal protein L39-like. NCBI's taxonomy places the organism in Eukaryota, Metazoa, Chordata, Mammalia, Rodentia, Cricetidae. The transcript has a single exon. Gene Ontology annotation, biological process: translation. Gene Ontology annotation, cellular component: ribosome; cytosolic large ribosomal subunit. Bases 1 to 156 code for a protein of 51 amino acids. Gene Ontology annotation, molecular function: structural constituent of ribosome. The record is from RefSeq and is a predicted model, not a curated record.
AUGUCUUCUCACAAGACUUUCAGAAUCAAGAGAUUCCUGGCUAAGAAACAAAAGCAAAAUCGUCCUAUUCCUCAGUGGAUUUGGAUGAAAACUGGCAACAAAAUCAUGUACAACUCCAAGAGAAGACACUGGAGGAGAAUGAAGCUGGGUCUGUAA